Linnemannia hyalina is the source of this 234-nucleotide messenger RNA. The record is from the annotation of a GenBank genome assembly. Lineage: Eukaryota; Fungi; Mortierellomycota; Mortierellomycetes; Mortierellales; Mortierellaceae.
AUGGUGUCAUCCAAGCCCGAACUCGGCGCCUACUCCACACCCGCCGUCGGCAACACCACCGCAACAACAGAGACAGCAGCAGGAGCAGCCAAAUCUGCCUGCUGUGGCCAGAAGGACUGGGACCUUCACCCCGCCUGCAUCCGCAAGAUCGAGAACGAGGGAUCCCCCGAAGACGUCAAGCUCCUCCAUGAAAUGGAGCAUCAGUGUCCCCGCGCCGCAAAGAACCAGCUCUAA